Molecule: messenger RNA, 4248 nt
Organism: Cryptomeria japonica (Japanese cedar)
Lineage: Eukaryota; Viridiplantae; Streptophyta; Pinopsida; Cupressales; Cupressaceae
Exons: 5
Coding region: 362-3967 (1201 amino acids)
Source: RefSeq, a predicted model, not a curated record
UGAAAGUUAAGGUAAAACUAUAGAAUAUAAAAACACUUAAGCCUUGAUUAUGGCGGGCUUAAGUGUUCUACAUGUGACUCUUCGUAUGACAGUCAAGGAGUUGGAAACCGUUUUGAAUGACACGAGUAGUGUGUGCUUUGGGUGUGUGGGUCUGGAGUCCAUUUGUGACUUUUGAGAACCUGGGCAUGUAGAUCAUGAAAAACCCACUUCAUAAAGACAGGAAAAGGAUCAUUUCAUGGCCUGUGGAAAAUACUUAAUAUUGGAUUCAUUUGACGUUCUUGUUGUUGUAAUGGGAGUUAGUUAAAGGCAGGUUGAGUAGAGGAGGAGCAUUAGAUCAGUUGAGGAAUCAUAUCCUGACUGGAUGGGGAGAACACUCAAUUUUUUUGACUUCAGUGGUGGGAGAAGACAGUCCAGUACUAAUGACUUGAAGGCUCCCCGAAAUUGUUCAGAUGUCUCAAAUGAGACAUCAACAGGACAUAUGAGCAGUAACAUCAACAGGCAAGAGAAACAGUUUACAUACGAAAUGACGAAGGCCUCUACUGCAAAAAAGAAAGCUGUUGGCAUGCCCAUGAAAACAUUGAUAGCUCAAGAAAUGUCAAGAAAAGAGACAGAUUCUAAGUGCCGUACACCCAGUGUUAUUGCUCGUCUUAUGGGACUUGAUGCAUUGCCAACAGAGUCACUUUUAACAAAUCAAACGAAAGAAGCAGAAAAUCAUACAAAAAAGAAGCAAUCCUGGAAGCAGCAACAACAGUCUAAGUCAACAGUGGAUGUUAAAGAUUCUUUACAGAAAGCAAAAGAUUUGGAAAGAAAACGCAGUCAGCAUAUUUCUUCUGCCAAAUCUCAGCAAUGUGCUGUUGAUAAACCAGAUGGUGAAAUGGUUCCCCAAGAUAAUCAUUAUUUGUAUACUUCACAUAAAAUGCAACAACAAAAGUUCAAGAAAGAUUUUGAAACUUGGCAAGCCUCAAAGUUUCGAGAUAAUCCAGUUUCCAUUGAGACAGAAAAACUAAAUAUGCAGACAGUUGGCAACCAAAUGCUCAAGUAUGAAAAAUUGAAUGAGGAAACGAGGGCCCUUGUACGUAAAAAUUUUAUGGAUGCUAAGCGCCUUGCAACAGAUGUGAAUCUUCAGAGGUCCAAAGAGUUUCUUGAUGCAGUAGAAAUCUUGCAAUCAAACAAAGAUGCAUUUCUGGAAUUUCUUGAACAACCAAAUGCAUUGUUGGCAAAGCAAGUUAGAGAUUCAGAGUUCACUUCACAGUCUCAAUCCCAACUAAAACAAAUUACUGUAUUGAAGUCAUCUAAUGCAAUAAGAACAAGCCAAUGGUUGAAGGAGGAUACUAAUAGGGAAAAGUCUCUCAAGAAAGGGGUACCAAAUGAGAAGCAUCUCAGAAAACAGAAGGGGCAAAGGGAUAUUGGUGAAAAGAAGGAAACACGUGAAGUAUGGGGCUUACCUCCAUCAAGACCUGCAUCAGUGUGCUCGCUACCUGAUCAAUACAAGCAGUCACAUUCAAAUGGUAGAAACAGUUCUGGAUCUUUGCCAACUAGGAUAGUUGUCUUAAAGCCUGGUCCCGGAAGGGUACAAAAUGUUCAAUCUGAUUCAACCCCAAGCUACUCUCCACAGUAUCAGACUUGCACCAAAGAUCCAAAAGAAAUGGAAAAAACUAAAACCCAAGAUUAUCUGCAAGGAGUCCGUAUACGCCUUGAAAUGGAGAUCAGAAAGAAUAGUAAGGAUAAAUCUAAGAAUAUCAAGAAGGAUGUUGAGAAACAAUUUGGCAGUGAACCCAUCUAUCAUAGGGAAAUUGCUUCAGAUAUUGCACGACAUCUGAGGCAAACUUUAACCAGAGAUGCAAUGAAUGAUGCACCUGCAGAAGUCUUAACAUCAUUGACUGAUUCUUCUGGAAAUGUUUCACGGAGCAGAUCAGAAAAUGGCUAUGAAGAUGUGGAUCAAGAGGUUUAUACACCUGUCUCAAAGCUUUCAUGGGACUCUUCAGAUAGAUUCAGUCUUCCAUCACCUUCUGUUAGUGCACCGUCUGAUUCUUCCGAGUCUACUGUUAACAGAGAGGCUAAGAGGCGUCUAUUAGAGAGGUGGAAGUCAACGCAUAGGAAUGUAGAGGAGCAGCAGCAACGAGUUUCAAGCACAUUGGCAGAAAUGCUUGCUCUUCCAGAACGAAAGAAUCAGGUGUCAGGUUCGAAAAGCCUCAAGGAAAAUGGUAAAGCUAUUAUGUCCGCCGAAGAAUGUGAAGUUUAUGAAAUGCUCAAAUUAGAAAGGAAAAAUAAAAAAUCAGUGAGACAUGAAGGAGCUGCAGAAUGGGAAGGCUCAUUGGUUCAAAGGAAUGAAGAUGAUGAUGGUAAUGUGUCAUCCAGGAAUUUUCAGAGAUCAAGGUCAGUUCCAGUGUCAUCUACAACUUAUGAUGGAGGCAUCAUUGAGAUGCAAUGGAAGGCACCAAUUCUUGAUGCUAGAAAUACACAUGCCAUUGAUUAUGACAGGUCAAGCAGCAGUCUUUCUGCAUCAUCAAUUAACUCCAAGAAUGAUAAAUCCAUUUCCAAGGGAAAAGUUUCUAGUAUAAAAUGCAACUUUUUAAUGAGAGGGAAAUGGUCAAACAACAAAAAAUCUAACUCUCUGGACUUUAUGCAAUCUAGUCCUAAUCUUCAGUUGCAAUCAGAUAAGGAGCUGUCCGUUUCCAUGGAGCAAAGGGCAGAGGAAACAUACCAAUAUAAAGAGAUAAUGGGAUCUUUUAGCUCUCUGGCGCAACAGGAAUCUUGUGAAGUCAUGAGAGAUGCUCCAGAAGAGAUUACUGAAACAGAUGAUUGUUCAGUAGGUGCCAUAAGUGAAAACUCAGGCUUAGAUGAAGAUGGUUAUAAACAACCUAUUUUUGAAUCAUCUGUCAAGGACCCCAUUCCUUUUGAACGCCAAGAAAUGUUGUCUUGCAUUGGUGCUGGUUACAAUACAGGGGCAAUUUCAUCAGUAGUGCAACCAGAAUUUCCUUCACCUUGCAGUCCAAUAAAGAAAUUGCCUGUAUUUGAGAACCAUGUUCCAGAAACCAAUAUUGAUAAAGGUGAACAUCCAAGUCCAGUGUCCGUUCUUGAUUGUCCUUUUCAAGAAGAUUUUUCCAGCCCAAACGAGUUCAAAGAAAUAAGCUCAAAUCUUCAUGAACUGCGUUUACAACUUCAUCUACUCAAGUGUGAAGGGUCGGAAAGGCCCGUGCAAAGGUCUGAAAAUCUCUUACAUGGGGACAACUUACAUUUCAAAGAUAAUAAAAUUGGAGAUGAGGAUGUUGUAAGGGAAAAUAAUUGCAACACGCCAUCAGAGGCCGAAACACCCCAGUCCAAGAUUAUAUUUUCUGCCAUUGGAAAGUUUGACAUUGAAUCUCUAAAAAUGGAUGGUAUUUGGUGUUCGGAGGAGCAGUUGCCUGAUCUACUAUAUGUCAGAGAUGUACUUGUUGCUUCUGGUUUCAUUGGGGAUUGUAAUACAAUUUUUGCAAGAUGGCAUUCCCCAAGCAAUCCAUUGGAUCCCCAUUUGUUUGGCAAAUUAGAAGAUUUGUAUAAGGACACCACACAAUCUGAAAGAAAUUUCAGUGACUUUGAAUUUGCUGAGGUAGGUGCAUCCAUGGGAAUAAAGGCUCACAGAAGCAAGUCAGAACGACGUCUCCUAUAUGACUGCACAAAUGAAGUACUGUUGGAAAUAUUAGGAUCAUUUCUUAAUCGCCAUUCCUGGGUGAGACCAACAAAAAUGAACCUUAAGCCUAUGGCUGCUGGUAAGCAGCUAUUGAAAGAGACAUGGGCAAGAAUUUGUCAUCACCUUUAUCCACAGGCAGAAGUUCGCUACACUUUAGAAAACCUUGUAACAAAUGAUUUGUCUAGAGAAACUGUGUGGAUGGAAUUGAAAGGUGACAUGGAAAUCACAGGACAUGAAUUAGAGAGGGCAAUAUUUGCUGACUUAAUUGAAGGUAUUCUUUGUGAUCUUGUAUCAUAGGGAAUGGGCUGUAGUUGUUACUUAUAUUGUCUAUAUUGUAUUUUUCUUUAUAUUGUGAUAUAAUUGACCAAUUUAUUCAAUGAGGGCUGUAUCCUCGAUGUUGUAUUAAAAGAGAUUUAAAAAAAAAAUGAUGUCAUAGCAGCUAAGCUGCACGCAUCUGAGUAUGAUUAGAGGGCCUUCUUAUUUCUUAAAUGAGACGCUUUGAACAAAGGUUUAAGAGUUGUGAGUCACCGAAUAAAAUGAAUCAGUUUGAUUUAAAGCAACAGUUUUGCUUUCUAGAA